This is a messenger RNA of Monopterus albus (swamp eel), 1497 nucleotides long. Its product is annotated as sialoadhesin-like. Lineage: Eukaryota; Metazoa; Chordata; Actinopteri; Synbranchiformes; Synbranchidae. Gene Ontology annotation, molecular function: transmembrane signaling receptor activity. The coding region runs from base 139 to 1482 and encodes 447 amino acids. The transcript is spliced from 10 exons. Gene Ontology annotation, biological process: immune response; cell surface receptor signaling pathway. Gene Ontology annotation, cellular component: external side of plasma membrane. The record is from RefSeq and is a predicted model, not a curated record.
GAGGCUGAGAAACAAUCCGAUCACAUAUACAACUGAAAUGCAGCUCCUCACUCUUCUUUCUUUCUCUUUUUGCUGUGACAUUAUUAAUGCAAAGUAAAAAUAUUUGUCAGAAGCAGAGCGACAGUGUCAGUGCUGGAUAUGAAGAUGGGCCACACUUUGCUCUGUGUGCUCUCAUUGUUCUUGCUGAAAACCCUGGUUUAUGGAAAUGCUGAAGUUGAAAGUGAUCCAGUCACUAUUGAUCAAACUGUUCCAGAUAAGGCCACUGUGACCCUGCAGCCCAACUGGCCUCUGAUAUACUGGGGUGAGACCAUCACAGUGAGAUGUCAGAUCCAGGGAGGUGGAGACACUGAGUGGACGUAUGAAUGGACACCAGCCAAGUUGAACAAACGCCCAACACACAGUGAAUACAGGAUCAGUAAUGCUACUAAGUCUGACAGUGGGGAUUACAGGUGUCGGGGCAGAAAGGACUAUUUAUUAACAGAGUGGAGUGACAGCAUCACACUGACUGUAUCAUAUAUCUUUCCAACAGAUAAACCCCGGCCUAUUGUCACUGUGUUUCCAUCAUGGCUGGGUCCUGGAGCCUCAGUAACUCUGAACUGUCAGGUUGAACAUCCAUCUGCAGGAUGGAUGUUCUACUGGUAUAAGGCUGUUCCCAAACCAUCAGACGACUCCUACAGCUAUGAGCUGCUGCCUGGAAACAGCAGUGGGACUGAACAGGGUUCCUACAUGGUUCAUGGUCAGACACACACAGCAGGAUAUGUGUGUAGAGCUGGAAGAGGAGACCCAGUGUUUUACACUGAUUACAGUCGUCCUAAGUUUGUCUGGUCUGGAGAUUCUCAUCCAGCAGCGUCUCUCACAGUGAGUCCUGACCAAGGUCAACACUUCACCUCUGACUCUGUGUCUCUGAGCUGUGAGGGAAACUCUACGGAGUGGAGAUUGAGGAGGUUUCCUGCAGCACGCCGCCUGUCAAACUGUUCUCAGUGGGGGUCAAUGACUGAUUCCACCUGCAACAUCAGCACCUCUCUACCAAAAACAGCAGUGUACUGGUGUGAGUCUGUAUCAGGUCCAUUCAGCAAUGCAGUCACCAUCACUGUACAAAGUGCAGAUAUUCUCCUGGUGAGCCCAGUCCGUCCUGUGACUGAGGGAGACUCUGUUACUCUUGGUUGCAAGUCGAGAACUGGACAACCACUUUCUGAUGUGUUUUUCUAUCUAAAUCAUAAACUCAUCCAAAAUGACAGUAGAGUGGAGCUGAAGAUCUCUGCAGUGUCAAAGUCAGACGAAGGUUUCUACAAGUGUCGGUGCUCAGGAGAAGAGUCGCCACAGAGCUGGAUGGCAGUGAAGGCUGUGUCAAGACAUGGAAUCUUUUUGUUUCCUGUGUCGCUGAUCGUUCGGCUGGUUUUGGGAAUCAUACUCAUUGUUCUCCUGGUCCUGCUGUGUCAUUCUACACAAUUCAAGGAUUCCUGCUCCAUCAGGUUCACUUAAUCUGUGAGCAUCGAU